Trachymyrmex cornetzi is the source of this 1675-nucleotide messenger RNA. RefSeq names its product RNA binding motif single stranded interacting protein alan shepard (gene shep). Gene Ontology annotation, cellular component: ribonucleoprotein complex. The transcript has 10 exons. The coding region runs from base 126 to 1187 and encodes 353 amino acids. The record is from RefSeq and is a predicted model, not a curated record. Gene Ontology annotation, molecular function: RNA binding. NCBI's taxonomy places the organism in Eukaryota, Metazoa, Arthropoda, Insecta, Hymenoptera, Formicidae.
AUCCCUUCGUCACCGCCACAUACGCGCAACACGCGACGUACGGUGGACAGCGGGUGCCUACAGCUUCAUCCCCAGCAAACACUAACAGCAGCUCCAGUAGUGCCACCGGCAGUCAAAGCGGGACAAUGAGCACGAAUCUCAGCAACAAUGCCAUGCAGGGUCAACAAGCAGAGCAGCUGUCUAAAACGAAUCUAUACAUCCGUGGCCUCAACCAGAAUACGACUGACAAAGACCUCGUUAACAUGUGUUCUCAGUACGGAACUAUAACUUCCACCAAGGCGAUUUUAGACAAAAAUACAAACAAAUGUAAAGGUUACGGAUUUGUAGACUUCGAGUCACCGAUGGCGGCAGAGGGUGCUGUGAAAGCACUGGUCGCCAAGGGCAUCCAAGCGCAGAUGGCGAAAGUGGGUAUCUGGUUGCUCCGUAGACUGGACAGUCAACAGGAGCAGGAUCCCACUAAUCUGUACAUCGCCAACCUGCCGCUGACCUUUAAAGAGAACGACGUCGAAGCAUUACUCGCUCAAUACGGACAAGUUAUCUCUACCCGUAUCCUGCGCGACACUUCCGGCCAGAGCAAAGGAGUUGGAUUCGCAAGAAUGGAAUCCAAAGAGAAAUGUGAACAAAUUAUACAAAUGUUUAAUGGAAAGGCACUAACAGGCGCAAAGGAUCCAUUAUUAGUUAAGUUCGCUGAUGGCGGAAACAAAAAGAAAUCGUUGUUUAAGAGUACAAUAUGGAGAGAGACUGGAGAGAAUAUGACUUUGAACUACGACACGAGUGGUGUUGGUCAGAACGGCGUUGCUACGACUCACAUGCUUCCCACGACAGCUCUUACACAGUACAGUCGUCACUACAGUCAGGCAUUGCCUGGUUACAGUGUGCCGGGCACUCCUUGGGUGGCUCCUUACCUCGUGCACCCUUCCCCGCCACAUAUGCAACAGGUCGACAUGAUACCAUCGGCUGAUCCUAGUAAUCCACAAUACAGUAUGAUUCCUCAGCUUACCACGCAAAUGUCUACCUUGCAUCUUGGCACUGGUUCCUACAUAGCGAGCCCGCAUCCUUAUCCUUACACAACUUAUCCCGCUCCUAGCAUUAUUCACACCAUGCCACUGGGCGAGUCGGAGCAGACGAGUAACGCAGCGUCCCCCGACGACUCCUAUCAGCAGUACCAGGCUCAACAGCCUAAGUAGGCCACGGUUUAUAAUAGAUGUACGAUCGCGCUAAGGGUUACGUGAAUUUGGAAAGGCUUACUGAUUGACUUAUGAAGAUAUGCGCAGAAGGAGGGCAACAAAUACGAAAGCGGAUUACACUAAGAAGAAUAGAUUUGAAACAAAAACUACAUUACGUAACGAAUAAGAUUCUUCCUCACGAUAAAUUGACUUGCCAGCGUUUUUAUACGUUUUAUCCAACAGUAAAUAGAGGAAAGUAGAUGAUAUUUUGCAACGAGUAGGCAGAGUGAAUGUUGAGAGAAUGUGUAAGAGCGAGAGGAAAUGAGCGAGAGCGAGAGAAAGAUUAAUUGAAAGAAGUACAGGAAGAUAAGUACGAAAACGAUUACGUGUCGUCCGCGUGAAAUGGCACGUGCUUCCAUACUAGUUAUGGCUCCAUUAAAGCUACGUGAUGGUAACACGUACACUCUCAUAUACACACAUACAGAGAGAGGGAGAGAGAAAAAGAGAGA